Molecule: messenger RNA, 1950 nt
Organism: Rhinocladiella mackenziei CBS 650.93
Lineage: Eukaryota; Fungi; Ascomycota; Eurotiomycetes; Chaetothyriales; Herpotrichiellaceae
Exons: 2
Coding region: 1-1950 (649 amino acids)
Molecular function (GO): flavin adenine dinucleotide binding; monooxygenase activity
Source: RefSeq, a predicted model, not a curated record
AUGGACGGGGAUGUCGCUCCUUACGCUCCUCGGAGCGUCCUCGAGACACUCCCUUGUCAUCUGCCGAUAUCCCAUUUCGACUCUGAUAUGGAUAUUGCGAAUAUUGCUACGCUUCUGAUCCAGUCGCUCGGCCAUCUCAGCCCUGCCAGUCUGGCUUCUGACUCCAUCUGGCGAGACGUCUUCGCCCUCACGGGCACCAUGCGAACAUUCUACUCCGCCGAGUCCAUCGUCAAAGCCUGGUCUGAAACGUGCGCGAAUCGGGGUGCAGGAGAUUUUACCAUUGUCAAGAAUUCAGGAAAGGCACUACGGCUAGACAAAGAUGUUGGCUGGGUCAAUGUCUCCUUCACUUUCCGCACCCGUGUGGCCCCCGCUACCGCGUGUUCCGGGUUCUUAUCACUGAUUCUCGACCGUGAUGGUCAGUGGAAGAUCUGGCUGAUGAGGACCAUUCUCGAGCAAUUGGAAGGCUGUGCGGAUGUUGAUAAGCUGGUGCCGGUUCGAGAGCGACCGAAUAGAGUUAAUGGUCCUACCACACGUCCCGACGGUGUCAACGGAGAUCACGGCGCCGUCAAUGCCAAUGGUUCCUCCUCCGGUAGUCAUUUUGAUUGCGUCGUCGUAGGAGCAGGACAAGCAGGUCUAGGAUCAGCGGGACGUCUCGAGGCACUGGGAAUCUCCUAUAUCGUACUGGACAAGAAUGAGAAGAUUGGAGACAACUGGAUGACGCGGUAUGACUCGGCCAGACUGCACACUGCGCGCGAAUACAAUCACUUACCGUUCGAUCGGACGUUCCCAUUGCCAUAUCAGGAAUUCCUGACCAAAUAUGACCUCGCCCGGGGUUACAAGGAUUGGAUCGAGAAAUUCGGCGUCGACAAGAACAUUUGGUUCGACACAACCCUUGAAUUCGGAUCGUGGGACGAGGCCCAGAGCCUGUGGACACUCCGUAUCCGUUGCCAAGACUCGGGGCACACCAUCACUUGCCGGUAUGUAAUAAUGGCCGCGGGCGGAGGUGGCCAGAUUCCCAUCAUGCCCACGUAUCCUGGACGGGAAGAGUUUCAAGGAACCGUACUACAUUCGGCAGACUACAAAUCGGCAGACCCGUGGCGAGGGAAGUCUGGCAUUAUCAUCGGCACGGCGAACACGGCCCACGACGUGGCGGAGGAUAUGGUUGAAGCCGGUCUCUCAUCGAUUACCAUGGUCCAACGCACUCGCACGUAUGUGUUGCCGUGCGAAUAUUUCAAGACCAUCAGCGACAGAUCGUACAAUGCGACAGUUCCCACCGUGGACGCGGAUCGGGACCAAUAUUCCAUGCCUUACGUGGUCACGAGGCUGAUGAGCCGCAAGGCUCUCCAUGCCAUGGCUUCACGAGAACCUGAGCGGUUCAACGCUCUAGAACGGGCUGGGUUUAAGGUCGAGCGGUAUGGUGAUAUCAUGUGGCAUAUUUGCGAGAAGAUGGGCGGCCAUUAUAUGGACGUUGGCUGUUCGGACAAGAUUGCAAAGGGACUGGUACCUGGUCGCCCCCUCCUCUCGGAAGAUUUGACCCCUUCGAAAAGGCUCAUCUCAACUAAUCAUUUGUGUAAACAGAUCGGGAUGAAAUCCGGCGCCCUCCCAACCCACUUCACGCGCACAGGUCUCGCCUUCAGCGACGGCUCUGAAAUCCUCGCGAACGUGAUCGUCUUCUGCACCGGUUUCGUCGGCAACAUGCGGACGAACGUGGCGCAAAUAUUCGGCCAAGACAUCGCUGCUCGCGCCGAUGACUUCUGGGGGUUAGAUGAAGAGGGUGAGCUCAAGGGCGUGUUUAAGCGGAAUGGCCAUCCAAAUCUGUUUUACAUCGGUGGGACUAUCGGCCACAGUCGGUAUUUCUCGCGCCAUCUGGCUUUGCAAAUCAAAGCUGACUUGACGGGCACACCGUUGCCGGCGUACAAUGGGGAGAGACGGAGCGAGGGAAUGAACUGA